CACGGCCCCUCGCACCCUGCCGUUUCGCCUCUGCAGUCUCGUGCCCCGCACACCUUGGCGGGAACCGGCGGGGGCGUGGCCUGGCCUCAGGAGCUCGCUUUUGCUCCCCUCCUGGGGCCUCGCCCGGGAGCCUCGAGCUAAGGGGGUUCGCGGCCACCCCACGCCCGGGUGGGGAGCGCGGUGGCCGAGGCCGGCCUGAGGCUCGCGGGCGCAGCCCGCCUCCCAGGAGGCGCGCCGGACGCUGUCCGAUCAGGCUCCUGAGCGUGGAGCUGGCGUGAAACCACAAGGGGGGGCCUCGCGCCAUUUUGCAUGUCCUGAGGCGGGUGCUGGAGGCCGAGGCGAACUCGCCCUCCAGAAGUGGGGAGCCUGGGGUCCGUUCAGGAGCUGCACUCUGUGGUCGUGGCCUCCCUCCCGGAGGUGCAGGGGGACAGGAAGGCGGACGUGCCCGGGUGCUCGGAGCAAGGCAGGCCAGGGGCCGCAGAGCGGGAUGUGGCAUUCCAGUACACACUUGUGUUCCCCUGAAUGGCCCAGAGCCAGUCCCCUGGGUCCCAGUGAGAGGAGGCAAAGGAAAAACCACACCAGCAAACUGCAGGAGCUGGCAUUGCUGCUACCCAUGGCCCUGAAGAAGGGUACCAAGAAGCUCACCAAGAAGGAGACUCUCCUGCACGUCCUGCACUACAUUCAGUACCUCCAGAAAAACAUCGAUGUGGCCAAGGCCUUGCUCAAAUUCCACACCGCCAGUGGGGAAGGCAGACUUGGGGGGCUGGCUCGGAACCCGGCUGUGGGCCCAGCAAAGCUGAGACGCUCCACCCCUUCGCGCUCCCCACACUGGAGGAAGUCCCGUCUUCAGGGAGGCUGCCGGAAACCUCGGAAGAAGAAACUGACCGGAUCGUCAGAACGCCAGACCCGGGCCCAGAAGCCUCGCCGCUGCCUGGCCCUGGACAAGCCCGAGAAGUGGGUAACCCCAUCCCCAGACCAGCAAGGAGGAAAUGUGGGGAGGACCACCACUCCUUCAAGAUGCACCACCUCCAGCAGUCACCCCAAAGCUGCAUCAGCCCUGCCUCAAGAUGACAGAAAGGGAGGAAGGUCCCGGCUGACGUUGCUGGACAUGGCUGAGAACAGCAUCCACUGUGACAUCUCAAGCUGCUGUUGCAGAGUCAGUGCCCAGGGUAAUGGGCCCUACCUUGCCUUCAAGGCCCAACAAGGGGCCGAGGGGAUCCAUUUUCUCAACAGGACACAGCCCUGUCCCAGACAGAAGAUGGUGUUCUACGAUUCCAGCGAGGAAGUGGACAAGGAGUCCCCAGAUGCUGACCCUUGGCUUCCUGCCUGGACCCCAGAGGGCAGCCCCCAUGGGAGCUCGCUGGCCUUGGGGCCUCCCCAGGUUAACAGCUGGGCUGUGACAGGCCACCCGAGUGAGAUCCUCGGGCUCAGCCCCUCCCUCUUCAGCUCCCCAGGAAACACGCUGCCAGAACAGAUCCUGGAGGACGGUACUGAGUACCUGAUGCAAGGUCUCUUUGAAGAAGUGUUCCUAGAUCCUGAGUCUCCACUCCCCGAUGGCUUGCUUGAGGUGCCACAGAACAAGGAGACACCCUCUGAGGCUCCCAAGGACCCCCCCAACUCCCACAGCCUGUGCCAGUCCUCUGUCUCACUGGACCACUGCUACCUGUCGCUGAGCGAGAACAGCAAGGCGCCAUCCAGCUCCAGCUCUGAGAACACGGAUGAAGAGUCAGUGUGGAGGCAGCCAGAGGACGAUGAGGCCGACCCCGAGCGCCUGCAGUCCUCCAGCGAUGAGGACGGAGACUACACAUGGACCCCCACCAGGCGGGCCGCGACCCAGCCCUCUGCCGGGAGAAAGGCCAGGAAGGGCCGGGCGGGCAAAGGCCAGGUGGGCAGGGGCCAGGUGAAGCCCAAGGAGAACAAGAAACCCCCCUGCCCUACCCAGAUGAAGAAAAAGUGUGUCAAUGGCUUCAUCAUGUUCUGCAGGAUGAACCGGAAACAGUACAUCCGAGCCUGCCCUGGGACCGCAUCCACGGCUGCCACCAAGGAGCUGGCCCAACUGUGGCGGGUGAUGACCCAGCAGGAGCGCAGACCAUACUGCGUCAGAGCGCGCAGGUUCAGCCUCCAGCACAACCGGAUCGUGAAGCAGGACAGCUCCAGCAGCGAGGACGAAGACUGGGGGACCCCCAAGCCCUUCUACCAGCUGCUGGCUGAGAAGGCCCGCUCUUCCUCAGAUCUGGCUUCUCUGCUGCCCCCUCACAACUGAGAGGGUAACCCUGCCUCGCCUCUCCUCUCCUCCCCACCCCCCCACCCCCCCCCCCCAUCUCACAGCUCCUGCAGCUAUGGAUGGUUUGCAAUGAGGAGCCAGGACAAAGAGGUUGUCCCCUCCUGGGCCUCAACCCUCCUUGAGCAGGUCCCUUGGCCAGUUCCUGUGCGGCUGGGAGGGGGCGUAUUUAUUGACCCUGAUGCUUUAUGAGUUUGCCUCCUUGUACUAGGGCGGCCUGAACUGUGCCUGCCCGCAGUCCACUGCCCUUCCCUCACCCCCUUUCUAGCCAGUAUAUCCUGGGAGCUGCAGGGUGGGAGGAAGCCCUGAAUGAAAUGCAGUAAGGUAAAGUCUACACGGAGGGUCUCGCCCUGCCCUUCCUUUGCCCACCCCAGAAUCCAAUGGUUUCAACCCCAUUCAUUCUUGCCUCACCCCACACCUCCCUCCCCUGUUCUAUUUAUAGACUAUUUAUUGUUCUCCACAAAAUAAAGUGGAACCCUUGUUACCAGCAAGAAAGACAAGGGAGGCUCCUUUGGCCCCCUGGCUUCCUCAACGCUGGGUGGGAGGUGCUCC
Acinonyx jubatus (cheetah) is the source of this 2833-nucleotide messenger RNA. RefSeq names its product meiosis initiator (gene MEIOSIN). Lineage: Eukaryota; Metazoa; Chordata; Mammalia; Carnivora; Felidae. Gene Ontology annotation, molecular function: protein dimerization activity. The record is from RefSeq and is a predicted model, not a curated record. The transcript has 14 exons. The coding region runs from base 488 to 2263 and encodes 591 amino acids.